AUGAAACUUCUUUUCAGUAUUCUUGUUUUUGCCAUCUGCAAUGAUACGGUAGAGUCCUAUAUCACUGGUUCUUCUCCAAUUGGCGGAGCCAAUUGGAUGAAGGGCAACAAUGCUAUCAACCACAUCAGCACCAAGAAGGCUCCUUCUACUGAGACAACCGCAGCUGCUGAUGUCGAAGACCUCUUUCGGAAAGAAUACAACGAGUGGGCCACUCGUUAUGGCAAAACGACCACCGAUGAACGCCGCUUUGAAAUUUUUAAGCGCAAUUAUAUGAUGCAAAUGCAGCACAACAAAAAGACGGGCUCCUUCAGGCUUUUAAACGAGUUCGGGGACAGUGAGUAUUACCAUGUUGUGUACAGUAUAAAAGGUGACGUUUACUUUGAGGCGAAUCAAAGAUCUCACAAUAUAAUCCUUGUACAUGAUUUCUUCUCUUUUUUUACUUCUGAUCACUGCCAUCGUCUCUAUCAUUGUACGGCAGUGACUGAAAAGGAAUUCGAACUCGGGGAGUACGAAACACAGAAGAGUGAAAAUAGUCCGAAAUCUGCCGAUAAUGUAGUGGAAGUAGAACUCGUCAUGGACGAUCCUGUCCCCAAAGUCCGUAUGCUAGAUUCGGAAACCAUCCCGAGAGUCUCGGAUUUUGAGAUUCCUCACAACCGAUGGAGACACGAAAUUACUCAGCAGCAGCAACGGCAGCGCCAGCAAGCCCCCGYCGRCUUUGAACCAAAGGUGAAUCCAAUUCGAUACCCAUCGAUGGAAGAACCUAGAAGAAGGAAAAGGCGUGUGGUUCGGUUGCAGGUUGGACCCGACCGGAUUCUUUGAGUUGGUUCUAAUCUAAAACCUGGAAACGUUCCCUGAUUUUUCAGAUACAUUAUACAGGCA
Pseudo-nitzschia multistriata is the source of this 879-nucleotide messenger RNA. NCBI's taxonomy places the organism in Eukaryota, Bacillariophyta, Bacillariophyceae, Bacillariales, Bacillariaceae. The record is from the annotation of a GenBank genome assembly.